Messenger RNA from Neoarius graeffei (lesser salmon catfish), 564 nucleotides. Its product is annotated as butyrophilin subfamily 2 member A1-like. The transcript has 6 exons. The coding region runs from base 1 to 564 and encodes 187 amino acids. The record is from RefSeq and is a predicted model, not a curated record. Lineage: Eukaryota; Metazoa; Chordata; Actinopteri; Siluriformes; Ariidae.
AUGUCUGUAUCAGGAACAGGAGAUAAGGAUUUUAUUAGUUUGAACCGACUGGAAGAGAUAAAGAUGGCGGCUGCAAGCAAUGAGUUUAUACUCAUUGGUCCCAGUGAUAAUAAGGGCUAUAAUCCCUCCGCUGUCACUCUCUCAUGCCGUCUGUCUCCUGAAGUCAGUGCUGUUAACAUGGAGAUCCGGUGGUUUAAGGGCACAGACUGUGUUUGUGUCUAUAAGAACAGACAGGAGACAAAGGGGAGAGGUUACGAGGGCAGAGCGAGUCUGAUCACUCAGGAGCUGGAGAAAGGAAACGUCUCCUUACAGCUGAGAGACUGCACAGGUUCAGAAUUAAGACAUUACCUGUGUCAGGUCUCUGAUGGACACAGAACAGAGGCGAUUACAUUAGAGAUGAGAGCUAGCACAUGGGAGGAUUCUGGAGUUGAUCAACAGAGGAGAGAAGAAGCAGCAAUUCUCCUCUUUUCACUUCAAGGUCAUGGUGACCGUGAUUGGCUAAAUGUUGAGUUUGACCACUCUGAAAGUGUCGACUAUAUCCUGGUAAUCCAGGUUGACUUUUGA